UUUUGGUUAAAGGACUUCUGUGUUUUCAGAUUUUGGUUAUAUUUCAAUCUCGAUGAGCUGCUUUAGAACUCUGAACUCUCUCUCAAAACUGCCUAAAAGCUUCAAUCUUUCGUGUCUCUUUGCGUCUAUCUCAAAUGGGUUUAUCUCAAAUCAUCAUUGCCAUCUCAGCUUCUACAGAUCAAACCAUGGCGUUUCGGACCAAACCCACGAGUUUAUUCACGCGGAGCAACAAGACCCGGAUGCCAAAACAGAGACCUUAAGCCAUAAAAUGACAGAGGAAUCUGAGAGAAUCUGUAAAAUAGUAUCAAACAACACUUCUAAUAAAGAUUCGUCUCUAAAUAACGCUUCCAUUGAGGUGUCUCCAACGCUUGUGUUCGAGGUUUUGAAGAGGCUGAGCAAUGCGGGUGUGCUGGCGUUGUCGUUCUUUAGGUGGGCUGAGAAGCAAAAAGGGUUUAAACACAAUGCAGAGAGCUAUAAUGCUUUGAUUGAAUCUCUGGGAAAGAUUAAACAGUUUAAAAUUAUAUGGGCAUUGGUGAGCGAAAUGAAGAGUAAAGGGUUGUUAAAUAAAGAAACUUUUGCUUUAAUUUCGAGGAGAUAUGCGAGAGCUAGGAGGGUUAACGAAGCCAUUGAUGCUUUUGAGAAGAUUGAGAAGUUUGGAUUGAAGUUAGAUUUAUCAGAUUUUAAUAGAUUGAUUGAUACUUUGAGUAAGUCAAAGAACGUAGAGGCUGCACAAGAGGUGUUUGAUAAAAUGAAAAAGAGCAGAUUUGAACCUGAUAUCAAGUCGUAUACUAUUUUGUUAGAAGGGUGGGGAAAUGCUCAGAAUUUGUUGAGAUUAAAUGAGGUUUAUAGAGAAAUGAAAGAUGAGGGUUUCCAGCCUGAUGUGGUGACUUAUGGAAUUAUGAUUAAUGCACAUUGUAAGGCUAAGAAGUAUGAUUAUGCAGUUGAGUUGUUUCGCAAAAUGGAAGCUAAGAAUUGCAGGCCAAGUCCUCAUGUCUUUUGCACUCUGAUUAAUGGGUUGGGGUCUGAGAAGAGGUUAAAUGAAGCCCUUGAGUUUUUUGAACUGUCAAAGAAGAGUGGUUUUGCGCCAGAGGCACCUACUUUUAAUGCCAUUGUGGGAGCUUACUGUUGGGCAAAUAGGAUGGAUGAUGCUUACAGAAUGGUUGAUGAGAUGAGAAGACUUGGGGUUGGUCCAAGUUCUCGUACUUAUGAUAUAAUUCUUCAUCACCUCAUAAAGGCUUGCAAAACAGAAGAAGCUUAUUCUGUUUUUCAGAAAAUGAGCAGCGAGCCAGGCUGUGAACCGACUGUGAGCACAUUUGAGAUUAUAGUUCGGAUGUUUUGCAAUGAAGGCGAGGUCGAUAUGGCAAUCAGGGUUUGGGAUCAGAUGAAGGCAAAGGGAGUGCUUCCUGGGAUACAACUGUUUUCGACAUUGAUUAGCAGCCUGUGUCACGAGAAUAAGCUGGUUGAUGCUUGCAAGUAUUUUGAAGAGAUGCUGGCAAUGGGUAUUCGGCCUCCAGCCAAUAUGUUUAGUAAUCUGAAACAAGCUCUUCUGGAUGGGGGAAUGGCACAAACUGCACUUGUUUUAGCUAAGAAGAUUGAUAAACUAAGGAAAACUCCACUAGUAAGCUGAGCUCAAUAAAAGCACCAAUGGAUAUCUCUUAAAAGAUUUAUGGCCUACUUUGCAGCCAUAAGAGAGCUGUUAGACAAUCAUCUGACCAUUGCUACUAGAAUCUCGGCGCACAAUUUUAUAAUCCUGAAUAGAUAAUUAUAUCA
Messenger RNA from Mangifera indica (mango), 1770 nucleotides. Its product is annotated as pentatricopeptide repeat-containing protein At1g71060, mitochondrial. Gene Ontology annotation, molecular function: protein binding. Lineage: Eukaryota; Viridiplantae; Streptophyta; Magnoliopsida; Sapindales; Anacardiaceae. The transcript has a single exon. Bases 53 to 1627 code for a protein of 524 amino acids. The record is from RefSeq and is a predicted model, not a curated record.